AUGGCAGCGGCCCGGGCCCGGGGCGCGCUCCCCGCCUCGCCCGGGACGCUCCGGUACCGCCUAAGGCCGCCGGCCGCGCCUGCCCGCCGCCAUCGUGGAGGGGCGGAGCUCCGCGGCGGAAAUGGGCGGUGCCUGUGGCGGAAAUGGGCGCGGCCAGCGCGGCGGCGGCGGAGGCGGCGGCGGCAGCCCAUGCGGCCCCGGGCGCCGCUGACGGCGGUGACGGCGCGGGAGCUCUGCGAGAACGAUGACCUGGCCACGAGCCUCGUGCUGGACUCGGUGCUCGGCUUCCGCACGCACAAGAUGGGGGUCAGCCCCCUGCCCGCCCUGCGGCGCCGGGCCCAGCUGCGGGCGGCCAUCGAGGCCUUCCGGCAGCGCCGGGACCUGGAGGCGGCCUGGAGGACGCUGAGCGCAGCCUGGGCCCCGGCUUUCUUCCGCCAGCGGCGCCCGGUGCAGCGGGCAGCGCUCAAGAACCACGUGUUCCGGUACCUGCGGACGCUCCUGCCCGAGAGCGGCUUCAGCAUCCAGCGCUGCACCCGCUACAGCCGCGACACCAACGGCGCCAGGGUGGUGUCCACCCGCGCGUGGCGCAAGCACGAGACGCUGGAGCUGCUGGGGGGCUGCGGGGUGGAGCUGCGGGGCUCGGACCGGGCGCUGCUCCGGGCGGGCGACAACGACUUCAGCCUCAUGUACUCCACACGGCGCAGGAAAACCCAGCUCUGGCUGGGGCCCGCGGCCUUCAUCAACCACGAUUGCCAUCCCAACUGCAGGUUUGUGUCAGCCCCGGGCGGGGCGCGGGUGCAGGCGCUGCGGGACAUCCCACCCCGGGCAGAAAUCACCUGUUUCUACGGCGAUGGCUUCUUCGGCGAGGGCAACCGCGGCUGCGAGUGCCGCACCUGCGAGAGGCGCGGCGAGGGCGCGUUCCGUCGGCGCGGCAAAGCGGCCGAGCCCCCUCCUCAUCCUCCUCAUCUUCCUCCUCAUCCUCCUCUCCGGGACCCCCCCCCGAAAUACGAGCUGCGCGAGACGGACGUGAGGCUGCGCCGGGGGGCCGGGGGGGACCCCCAGAAACCUCCCCAGCGCCGCAAAAGCAAAAGCAAAAGCAAAAAGAAGCGGCUCCCCUCACGGAAAGGGCGGCGGCAGCGGCGGGCCGAGCCCCCCGCGCCCCCCGGCCCCCAGCCCCGCGUGGCCCUGCACGACUGCGUGUCCUGCGGGGGGGGCUGCCGCCUGCGCGGGGGGGUCCCGCUGGUGCUGCUGGGGACCCCCAAAAGCGGCCCCCCCAAAAGCGACCCCCCCAAAAGCGACCCCCCCAAAAGCGACCCCCGAGCCCCCGAGCCAGACCCCAAACUGUCGCUCUACGCCCACGACAUCCACCGCAAGCGGAUGGAGAAGGACCUGCUGGAGCUGCAGACCCUCAUCGACGCGCACUUCGAGCAGCGGCGCCGCGAGGAGGAGGAGCUGCAGGGGCUCAUGGAGAGAAUCGGACGCCCUGAAACCCCCAGACCCAAAUCGGGGGGGGAUCAGGAUCCCCCCUGA
Pseudopodoces humilis (Tibetan ground-tit) is the source of this 1530-nucleotide messenger RNA. The record is from RefSeq and is a predicted model, not a curated record. Lineage: Eukaryota; Metazoa; Chordata; Aves; Passeriformes; Paridae.